Messenger RNA from Guillardia theta CCMP2712, 834 nucleotides. RefSeq lists its product as hypothetical. The record is from RefSeq and is a predicted model, not a curated record. The transcript has 5 exons. Bases 1 to 834 code for a protein of 277 amino acids. NCBI's taxonomy places the organism in Eukaryota, Cryptophyceae, Pyrenomonadales, Geminigeraceae.
AUGACGUCGAUAGAAGACAAGCAGGCAAGGGAGGAGGCAAGUCCGAUGACUGAGGAAGAGAAGCCUUUCUUUGAUGGGGUGAUCGCUGCGCUGACAGAAGAAGAGAAGCAACUUGCGUUACAAGAUCCUCUUGAUGUCCUCAUAAUCGUCCGUGGGUUUGCCACAGAGAAUCCGAGGAUGCAGGCAACGAUAGACGCCAUGAAGAAGAUAUACGCAUGGAGGAGGGAGAUUGGUUAUUACAACUUCCUGAAGCACAAGAUGGAGGAUGCAGACAACUUCCACAAGUACUGGCCUGAGACGAUGUGCGGGACGGACAAGUACGGCCAUUUCCUUCAGUGCCUGAAGGCUGGUGAUAUCGACAUGGAUAAGUUGGAGGCGAUGGAUGAGAAGCGUUUGGAAGCCUUGCAAGGUCAGCGGAUGCUGGCGUACGGGAUGUACAAGAGGAACCUGAGCAGGGAGAAGGGAGUGCAGCGAUACAAACACACUCUCGUUGUGGAUCUGCACGGAGUGUCCCUCAGCCUCACCAAGAGCUCCAAGAGAGCCUUGCUGAAGAGGAUUUUCGACGUCGGGACUCACUACUACCCGGAGACGAUGUGGAAGAUCUACGUCGUGAACACUCCUAUGCUCUUCCGAGGGAUUUGGGCGAUAGUCAAGCCGUGGCUCCAUCCCAUCACAGUAGCCAAGGUGAACCUACUUGGAGGUCACUCCUCGGCGAUGAAGCAGAUGGAGCAGGAAGGGAUUCCUGCCUCCCACAUGCCAAAGUGGAUGGGAGGGGGCUGCGAGGGCAUGCCUGCGUCUGUCUACAUCAACUCGCUGCUGCCGCAACAUGGAUAG